CUGAUGGCGAAAAGGCUCCCGAAAGCCGGGUCAGGGUCUGCCUCCAAAAGCACUCCCGAGGAGCCGCACCCCGCAAUCAUCAUCCGGUCGAUCAACAUCUCGUCAUCGGAACAAGGCAAGAGCGAGUCUGACAUAUCACCUACGACUUCAUGCAUAUGUAGACAAACUUUGUAGCUCCGCAUACAAAAACUGCUACAAUCGCUUCCUCAUGGCGGUCCCUUCCUCCGAACAAUCGCAACUCUCGCAACCAUUGUCCCCCCCGAAGAUGAUCGCAACUAAUCUCACCACUGUCUUCAACACUCUCAUUACAGGAUUACAUAUCCUUCACUACAACGGAGUCCUGGAUGCGUAUGGCCAUAUUUCUGUCCGCAACCCAAACAAUGGCUCGAACUUCUUCAUGUCUCGCAACCUUGCUCCUGCUCUGGUCGCAAAUAGCAGCGACUUGGUCGAAUACUUCGUCGAAGAUGCUGCUCCAGUUGAUCCGAAUGCUCCUUCUGGCUUCAUCGAACGCUAUAUACACAGCGAGCUGUACAAGCGCUUUCCAAGCAUCAACAGUGUCGUCCACAGCCACUCGCCGCAAGUCGUUCCGUACAGCUUCAGCGGCGUUCCGCUGCGUCCGUGUAUCCAUAUGGCAGGUUUCUUGGGCGAAACCGUUCCCAACUUCGACAUCUCACAACACUACCAAGCUGGUGACAAUCAAGAUCUUCUAAUCCGCUCGCAGCGUUUGGGUGCGGCUUUUGCAGCAGAAUUCUCUUCUAAUCACACCUUGCCAAAUGCGACUCAGACCGGAGCCGACUAUGCAGUAGUGCUGAUGCAGAAUCACGGCUUUACCACCGUAGCCUCGAGCAUCGAGCUCGCCGUCAUGCAAGCAGUCUACACGCAAGUCAAUGCAGGUAUUCAGACUACGGCCUUGACAAUUCAAAACGCGAAUCCGAACAGGAGCCAACAAGGCCUAGCGUUCCUGACUACACAGCAGACAGUAGAGUCGUGGACAACGAUGCAGGGUACAUCAGAUCGACCCUGGGGCUUGUGGACCCACGAGGUCCAAUCUUCUAACCUGUACCAGAACCUUCUGGAUCCGAAUCAGACUGAGUCUGCUUCGCCUGUGCUCUGAACCCGUCGGACUUUGAUGGAAGCCGGUGUAGCUCCCUGGUCCAAUUAGUUUUCUUUCACAAUCUAUGUCUUGAACUGUAGUCUCCUAGCUUGGUCAUCUGGGCAGCUGGGCUCAAUCUCAAAAAACCUCAAGAAAUCUCAUGCAUUGUCGA
This is a messenger RNA of Aureobasidium pullulans EXF-150, 1265 nucleotides long. Its product is annotated as arad-like aldolase/epimerase. Gene Ontology annotation, cellular component: cytoskeleton. The transcript is spliced from 2 exons. The record is from RefSeq and is a predicted model, not a curated record. Gene Ontology annotation, molecular function: actin filament binding. The coding region runs from base 209 to 1114 and encodes 301 amino acids. Lineage: Eukaryota; Fungi; Ascomycota; Dothideomycetes; Dothideales; Saccotheciaceae.